Molecule: messenger RNA, 651 nt
Organism: Mixia osmundae IAM 14324
Lineage: Eukaryota; Fungi; Basidiomycota; Mixiomycetes; Mixiales; Mixiaceae
Exons: 1
Coding region: 1-651 (216 amino acids)
Source: RefSeq, a predicted model, not a curated record
AUGAGUCCCUUGCGAGACUACGAACAAGCUGCGACUAGCCCGCCCACCGUCGGAGACACUUUUCUCUCGGCAGGUCAGGAGAGAUGGGAGAUGACCCGUACAGAGGCCAUCAGCGCGACAAAGCAAGCCCAGCACACUCUUGCUGCACUGAACGAGUCAGUAGAGAAUAGAAAAUAUGCUCUACCGCGUGCAGAAGGUUUCAUCGAAGCGCCACUAGAUCGCCUCUUCGUUUCCACGCCUACGACCGCAUUCACCAUCCCCGCCUUCGACGCAAGCCCAACUUCGAGCAGUCAAGGGAUACAUAAGCCCUUGCUAAGGGAGCCCGAGGAGAUUCUGGGCAUCAAGUGGCAAAUAACGCAAGGUCAGCUCGAGCGGUUGCGACGCCUUGCCAGACCCAUUCGUGCACAAACGCUCGAAGAAGCGAACGGGCAACCACUAUCGGACGCUGAUGAGUAUGAGUUGGCUUCGCUUUUCGAGCGCCGAAGUGAACGGUCUUUGCUCACGCUGGAGAGCAAGGCGCGCAUGAAGUUGACAGACAUCAGCGGGUUAUCAUCCUCGCCCCUCGCAACUUCGCCGGCGACAGCAAUGGGCAAGGAAGAUAUGGAAGAUCUAGUGAGGACGCUACACGAGGAUCUAGGUGUUGCAACAUGA